UGCUGCAGACCAUGGGGUCGAAAAGAGAUGGAUAUAACGGAGCAACUGAACAAUACAACCUCAGUAGCAAAUUAUGUAAUUUGGAACUCAGGUGUUAAAGAAGAGCGGAAAGGAAGAGUGACAAUUCAUAGAGGAAGCCUGUUUUUAUACAGGGCCCGGAAGUUUCUCCUGGCACCUGGACAGUUUCUCAGAGCACUAUUCUCAAGGUGCCUUAAGGUAUGGGCUCCUUGAGGUGGUUUGACUCAUUCCUGUGCCCCAAUGUACAGCAAAGUGCCAGGUGUGUGUGUUUAGUUAAAACAAACUAGGGGUUGUCAACCUCUCACUCCUCACCCCGACUUGAUUUCCUGAAUCUGUUUUCUCAAAGGACGUGCUCUUGAAAUGCGUGACUCAGCUUUGCAAGCUUGUUUUGUUAGUUUGGACACCUUGAGACCUGUGCAGUGGUGGAUGACUUAACCGUCUCCAUGCAAGUUCACGCUCAUGUGUGCUCUUCCUUGCCCCAGGCAGCUGUGGCCACUGAAAAUGCCGACUCCCUCCUAAGAAGCGGGCCCACCUCCUACAGGAAAAGACCUUCUCCACAGUGACCAGGCUGGUUCACCCCAGGGCUUCAUCUGCCUUCUCUCAUCGACAGCGGAAGCUUCCCACUGUGUUUAAGGUAAGAUUUAAAACACACUUCCUCGGGGUGACAGAAAGAGUUAAUAAGCCAGACGGCAGGGCGUCAAAGCCUCCUAUCUCAUUUGAUAAUCUAAGUACUGUUUAAAGGAGAAUAUGAAAGUAUUACUCAGGCUUCUUUGUGUCAUCACUUUACUGAUUCCUUCUCUGGAGGCCGAUAAAUGUGAGGAACAUGAAGAGAAAAUUACAUUAGUUUCACCCGCACAUGAAAUUGAUGCUCGUUCGUGUCCUCUUAUCACAAGUGUGCACAAAGAGCCUAUAACUUGGUAUAAAAAUGACAGCACAACACCUGUAUCUACAGAAAGAGAAUCUAGGAUUCAUCAGCACAAAGACAAGCUCUGGUUUGUUCCUGCUGAAGUGGAGGAUUCAGGAGCUUACUAUUGCUCAGUGAGAAAUUCAACUUACUGCCUCAAAAUUAAAAUAGUGGCAGAGUUUGUGAAGCAUGAACCUAACUUGUGUUACAAUGAAAGAACUGUGUUUACCCAGAGACUACUGACUGCGGGAGAUGGGCAACUUGUAUGUCCUUACUUGGACUUUUUAAAAGAUGAAAACAAUGAGUUACCCCAAGUACACUGGUAUAAGGAUUGCAAGCCUCUACUUCUUGACAACGUAAAUUUUGCUGGAGUAACAAACAAACUGAUCAUCACAAAUGUGAACACAGCACAUGGUGGGCACUAUAUGUGUCAUGCAUCGUACACACACUUGGGAAAGCAGUAUCGUGUCACCCGGGCAAUAAAGCUGAUUACUCUGGAGAAAUCCAGGAACACAAAACCCGAGAUUGUGAGUCCAGCUAACGAGACGAUGGAAGUGGUCUUGGGAUCCUGGCUUCAAUUGAUCUGCAAUGUUACUGGCCGGAUAAGUAACUACGUCUACUGGAAGUGGAAUGGGUCAAUGAUUAGUACAUAUACUCCUGUGCUAGAGGAAGACUUUAUAAUAGUGGAGAAUCCUUUAAACAGAAGAAGGAGUACAGUCCUCGCACGGCUUAAUAUUUCGGCAGUGGAAAGUAAAUUCUUCCUGCAUCCAUUUACCUGUUUAGCCAAGAAUACAGAAGGAAUAAGCACAGCAUAUAUACAAUUAAUACAUCCAGGUAAACAAGAAUCGUUUAUUUGAAAUGCAGUUUUGUUUUCCC
This is a messenger RNA of Odocoileus virginianus texanus, 1798 nucleotides long. Lineage: Eukaryota; Metazoa; Chordata; Mammalia; Artiodactyla; Cervidae. The record is from RefSeq and is a predicted model, not a curated record.